Molecule: messenger RNA, 1324 nt
Organism: Ictalurus punctatus (channel catfish)
Lineage: Eukaryota; Metazoa; Chordata; Actinopteri; Siluriformes; Ictaluridae
Product: B-cell receptor CD22
Exons: 6
Coding region: 1-1266 (421 amino acids)
Biological process (GO): cell surface receptor signaling pathway
Molecular function (GO): transmembrane signaling receptor activity
Source: RefSeq, a predicted model, not a curated record
AUGGUACGGAAGCAGGCGCGGGAGGCGAGUGAACCGAGUAGAGUCGGGAAGUUCCGGAAGCGUAGUGUGCUUAUUUCACUUAUCCGAGUCGGACAAGCUCAAGCGCUCCCAAAACUUGUGGUGUCCAUAAAUCCUGAUGAACAGGUGUACAGAGGAGAGACUGUCACUCUCAGAUGUGACAUACAGGAUGAAGAGGACUCUGACUGGAUCUACAGCUGGAAUAAAGAUGGUUCUGGUGUCAGUAUUGAACAGGAGUACAGAAUCAGUAGUGCUGAAACAUCUCAUGCAGGUAAAUACACCUGUAGAGGAAGAGAGAGAGGAGGCUCACACUCCUCACACACCAGUGAUGCUGUUACACUGACUGUAUCAGAAAAACCUAAACCUGAACUCACACCAAGUCUCAAAGGAGCUGUACUGAAAGGAAACUCAGUGAUUCUGUUCUGUACACUGAAGCUGCAGUCUGCUGGAUGGAAGUUUUACUGGAUCAAACCCACACAGAGCACUGAGACUGAAACUGAAGCUGAAACAGACUACUACACUAAAACAUACAGUGCAGUUAGAAUCUUUGAUGGAGGUCAGUACAGGUGCAGAGCUGGAAGAGGAAACCCAGUCUACUACACACACUACAGUGAUGCACUCUGGGUAAAUGUUACUGAGAGUCCUAAAGCUGUGGUGACCAUAAAGCCUGAUAAACAUGUGUUCAGAGGAGAGACUGUGACUCUCAGAUGUGAAAUACAGGGAGGAGGAGACACUGAGUGGACAUACAGCUGGUAUAAGAAAGAUAAAACAUUCUACCCCACAACACAGGAGUUCAGCUUCAGCUCAGUUAUAAAUGAUGACAGUGGUGAAUACACCUGCAGAGGGAGGAGAAGCAGUGACUCUCAGAGCUCAGAGAUCAGUGAUGCUGUUACACUCACUGUAUCAGAUGCAGCAGAGGCAGUAGUGAGUGUGUCUCCACUGCGCUGGCUGACUGAAGGAGACUCAGUGACUCUAAGCUGUGAGGUUAAACACUCCUCUACAGGCUGGACAUUCAGCUGGUACACAGAGGUUCCCUCCAGAGACAGUCAGGGUUCCCUCAGGUACAGUACAGCGCUCCUCUCAGACAGCAGCAGAGGAUCUGGAGGCUCCUACACUCUCAGUCCUGUUACUGUGAAUCACAGAGGAGUUUAUAUGUGCAGAGCAGAGAGAGGAGAACCAGUCUUUCACACACGGUUCAGCAACCUACAGCCACUGUGCAUCACUGGUGAGGAAAUAAAUCAACAAUAGUGUUGAGUUGGAGUGUAGCAAAUGUCCAUUUAUUAAUAUUAAGUGUUGUAUAUGUGCU